Thunnus maccoyii (southern bluefin tuna) is the source of this 3951-nucleotide messenger RNA. It is a transcript of the gene fan1, whose product is annotated as FANCD2 and FANCI associated nuclease 1. Gene Ontology annotation, biological process: interstrand cross-link repair. Gene Ontology annotation, molecular function: flap-structured DNA binding; 5'-3' exonuclease activity; 5'-flap endonuclease activity. The transcript has 13 exons. NCBI's taxonomy places the organism in Eukaryota, Metazoa, Chordata, Actinopteri, Scombriformes, Scombridae. The coding region runs from base 291 to 3287 and encodes 998 amino acids. The record is from RefSeq and is a predicted model, not a curated record. Gene Ontology annotation, cellular component: nucleus.
UAUGCUGCUCUUAUGUUACCGGCUGAGGUUACUGCUGCUGCUGCUCACUGAUAUGUGGAUCUACUGACAACUUUUCUUUUGAUUGUUUUGGUGUUUUUUUUAAAUGAGCAUGUUAAGCACCGCGAGCAACAAAUGUGUCACCGUUUCAAAGUGUCUCUUUCUGAGCUAAAUUAGCGAUUUUUUGGUUAGCCGAACAGUGCCGUAGCAUUAGCAACCUCACGACACUUGUAUUGAUAUUACCACUCGGAGGAUGCAACAAAGAAAAGCUCCUAAAAGCAUUGUUUUCCACCAUGACCGAAAGACCCAACAAAGACAAACUCAAGCGAAGUUUAUCAUUGUCCAAGAGCAAGAAGAAAGGCGAUGUUAAAACUGGGGUUUCUUCCAGCACAGCUCCCAUCACCUCGUUCUUCAGUAGCCCGCAGCCGUCUAAACUGGCCUGUCCUCUGUGUGGCCAGUUGAUACCCAGAUUCAGGAUUAAUGAGCACAUUGAUUUGCAAUGUCAGAACUUUGAAAGAGGAGACAGCAGUGCCGCCUCAGCAAGUAAUAGUGUUGUGCCAAGCAUCCAGUUGUCACCAAGAAGGAAUCCCCCAAAGACCCCGGAGCUGGCUCCAAAGAAAGAAGAAGAGGUCAAAGAAAGCCAGACCAGUCCUUAUUUCAAAAAGAGUAACUUUCAGCAGGUGCCACGGGAGAUAAGAAGUAAGACUGUAGUUAGAACAAUUGACCUGGGAAGUCUGUCCUCUAAGUUAUCUAGGAAAUGUCAUAAGAUACCUGAGAAGACACAGACUGAAGAUAAAAAUGCACCGACUUAUCCUGACAAAGAGGAAGAUCCUUCAGAGGCCCUUAGCAGCUCACAGAAAGAAAAUUUUCUUGUUGAGGCUUUAGAAGACAAAAGAGACUGUAUAGCAACCAUUGACCUGACAACAACCAGUCCUGAGACCCCAGCAGCAAAUCUAUCAUGUUUAGAAAAAGCAUCUCAACCAGAGACCGUCCGAAAACUAUUUACUCCAAAGUUGCUCUCUUCUUCCAACAAACUAACAAAGAGAAAAAAAGAAACAACUUCCACUGGUAGGUUGUCCAAUUUCAAUAAAAAAGCUAAAUACGAGGGAAGCAGCAGAAAGACAGAAACAAUCUCAUCAAGUGAAGGUACAGCAGAGACGACUGAUAUAGACCAGUUUAAAGCUGAGACGCCCUCCACCACUACUUGUGACCCCCUUUUUAGUUCAGAAGAAACAAAUAAGAAAAAUUCUGCAUCGAUCAAUAGUGAUUUGCCGGCAGAGUCUGGUGCUGAGAAAACCAACAGCGACCAGGCAGUUGAGAGCUCUCCUCCACAACGACUACCCUACUACCUCCGUAAUUUCCAGACCGUCCUACAGGCCGUGCUGGAGAAUGAGGACGACAGAGAACUGUUCAACCAGGAAGAUAUGUCACUCAUACAUGCAUUUGAGAAGCUCUCAGUCAUGGGGCAGAAGCUGUAUGUGAGACUGUUUCAGAGGAAACUGAAGUGGCUCCAAGUUAAUAAACUGGAUUAUGGAGAGAUAUGCAGUGAUUUGGGACCUGUUGCUCAAGAGCUGGUUCAGGGUGGUUUUCUACAGUCAGAGAGUGACCUUCAGGACCUUGGAGAGGCUCUGGAUCUCCUGCCGGCCCCUGAACUCAAAGCUCUGGCUAAGACCUUCCAUCUGGGCAGUUCUGGGACACAGAAACAGCAGCUAGUGGACGGGCUUCUCCGUCUGAGCAAGCAGAAGUCCCUCUUCUCUCUGACCUCUGCUCAAAGCAACAUUGGGGCUGUCAUCCUGAAAAGAGCGAAGCAGCUUGCAGGUUCCUGUGUGCGUCUGCGUCGUGGUCCGCGUGCUGUCUUCUCUCGCAUCCUUCUACUCUUCUCUUUGACGGACACUAUGGAUGAGGAGGAGAUGGCAGCUGGUGGACAGAGCCAGCUGUACACCAUCCUGCUGGUCAACUCAGGACGUCUGGCUUUCCCAGACUACACAGUGCAGCGUGCAGCAAAGGUGUUUCAGGACAGAGAGGACCUCAUCAGAUAUGAAGCAUCCAUGCGAGCCCUGCAAGAAGUGGCCUCAGCUAUGCAGGCAGGCCAUUGGGACGAGGCCCUGGAGCUUUACACGGCUGCCAAAAAUGCCUGGCAGGAGUUGAGGCAAAAUCAUGACCUCAGUCACCAGGAAGAGCUGCCAGUGUUCCUGCGCAGUUUCACAACAGGAUGGGCCUACACUCGUAUCUUAUCCAGAGGAGUGGAGAUCUUACAGAGGCUACGUCAAUAUGAGGAAGCAGUCGAGGAGCUGCGGUCCUUAUUAUUGCAGUCUGUUUAUUGUCCUGACAGCCGAGGGCGGUGGUGGGACAGACUGGCGUUAAACCUUCACCAGCACCUCAAAAAACCUGAGCAAGCUAUUUGUGCUAUCAAAGACGGGCUGUUAGACCCUCUGGUGCGAACAGGACAUAAGCUAUCCCUCCAUCAGAGAGCUGUAAGGAUGAGAGAGUCUGCUAGCUGCAAGAAGUACCGUCUACAACUCAAAGACCUGCCCACUAUCCAAGUCCAAGAUGUCAGACAUGUGACCAUCCGAGGACAGCUGUUUCCUCAUGAAGGCGGCAUGGGGAAAUCUCGGUUUCUUAUUCCAGCAAACGGAGAAGGGGAAGAUAGUGCUAAUGCUACUGUAAUAUGCUCUGUGGAAGAGCUCUCUUUAGCACAUUACCACCAACAAGGUUUUGAUCAAGGGAUCCAUGGAGAGGGCUCAACAUUUUCUACGUUGUUUGCACUUCUGUUAUGGGACAUCAUUUUUAUGGAGGGUAUUCCAGAUGUUUUCCGAAAUCCAUACCAGACAUGUCCACUGGACCUUUACACUGACAGUUUCUAUGAGAACAGAGAGGAGGCAAUCGAUAGCCGUGUACAGUUACUGAGUGAAGCUUCUGUGGAGACGCUGCAUAGCAUGUUGGAGGAUGUCUGGAUCUCCCAGGAGGGUAAAGUGUGUUCAUUGGCCAACUGGGAGCGUUUCUCCUCUCUUCAACAGGCUCAGUCUCUUGUUUCAUGCCUGGGUGGAGCCUUCUUAGGAGGAAUAAUAGCACGGAUGGCAAAAGACUACAGGCACUGCCGUGGAGGUUUGCCUGACCUAGUGGUGUGGAACACCUCCAACAACAGCUACAAGCUGGUGGAGGUGAAGGGGCCCAAUGACCGGCUGUCCCAGAAGCAACAGAUCUGGCUGGAUGAGCUGCAGAAACUGGGGGCUGAUGUGGAGGUGUGUCACGUGGUGGCUACUGGAGCCAGAGGAGCUCGUCUGGAAUAAACAGAGACAUAGAAGAACUGACUGAUAAGACUGUAACACUAAUGAAUCAGAGUGUGGUAAAACAUAAUGGAAACAUCAGCUGAAAGAUUCUCAGAAGAAAUUAUUUGUGUGCUUUUUCUGAUUCUGGACAUCUGGAGACUAGAUGUUCUUGUGGCCAUCCAGCUUCUACAUAGUGGUGUAAAUCUUCAUCUUAAAAACUGCAUUUGUCUUCCAUGAGUCACAAAUUGAAUCCUAUUUUGUUACAGGGAAUGUUGUGGAAAACGCUGUGCCUUGUGAUAUUUAGCAUUAUUUAUUAUCAGGGAAACCACUGCUUCCAACAAGAAGAGGUGAAUUAUGAGAUGAAGAUCAUCACUGAGAGCUGCCAGGAUCAGAAAUAGCUUUCUUACAGAUAAUACGAGCUGAUGCAUGACAGGAAAUGAAUCCAACAACCACACAAAACUGAUUGUGUUUCCUUUUCUUUUGCAACAAUAUAUUCCCAGGGUCUUUGGUUGCCAAGCAACGAAAACUCACAUUUAGUUGGCUGCUUAUGAAUUGUAUGACAGCUCUAUGGGUUUGUUAUGCAAGUAAUUACUGUUAUGUCUAUAAAUAUGCAGUUUUGCUAUUACUUUACUAGAGGCAACUCAACUGGAAAAAAAUAGAAAUAAAACAAUAGGGCUGCACUUAA